This is a messenger RNA of Clupea harengus (Atlantic herring), 2785 nucleotides long. RefSeq names its product sorting nexin family member 21 (gene snx21). Gene Ontology annotation, molecular function: phosphatidylinositol phosphate binding. Gene Ontology annotation, biological process: protein transport. The transcript is spliced from 4 exons. Gene Ontology annotation, cellular component: early endosome membrane. The record is from RefSeq and is a predicted model, not a curated record. Lineage: Eukaryota; Metazoa; Chordata; Actinopteri; Clupeiformes; Clupeidae. Bases 395 to 1675 code for a protein of 426 amino acids.
CUUGAAUACGCUUGCAACACUAACUUACUUGCCUGUGCUUGUUCUGAUAUUGUAACUAUCUGUCAAACUACCUUUGCCAACAGUGUAGCGAAUUAGACGAGUUAAGUACUUCGGUUCUGUUGGCGGCUAUUGAGACACAUGAUGAGUAAAAUAAUGAAAGUACACCUCGGGGCGUGCAAAGUUGGACCUGUCAGCUCAUCCAUAGCUAGCUAAUGGUGUCAGGAAAAACACGCCUUCUGUAACACAACUCCCAUCUAUUUCCCCACUGAGGAAUCUGCCAUAUAACUUCAAAUUGUGCGUCAACAAGACAAUCCACCGAAGAAUUUAGAGAUGGAAAACGAAACCUCUGAGUGACCCACCACCAUACCAGUUUUCACAGUGCAGUGUUGGUGGGAUGGCAUCCAAGCUGUUGGACAGACUUCGACGCACACUGUUCAAAGAAGGGGAGAUACCCUCUGAGACUGAAGGUAUCGAUGACUUCCCAGAGAGCUCUGAACUUGAAGAUGAUACUGACUGUGUCUCUGCAAGGCUGGGAGGAACCCUCUGCUUUGAAGGUGAUGGUGCUCUGGAGUCUGAGGAUGCUGGAGAAGGUUCCGGGGCUGAGAGUGAUUCCGAUUUCCUGGGAGAGUCCAUGGAUACCGUUUGCAGCAGCACAGACACUAGUCCCGUGGGCCUGUCCCCAAAGGGCUCGUCGAUGCUGACGCGCCAACUGCAGGAGAGCGUGCGGAGUUUGCGAACCCGCAUCGUGCCCGAGAGACUGGUUUUCGAAGUAACUGAUGCCAGUGUGAUCCAAGAGGGCAAUUCUAAAUAUGUGCUCUACACCAUUCAGGUGGUCCAGUCCGGGACGUUUGACAAGACCCCGGCACUUAUCACCCGCCGCUAUUCCGACUUUGAGCGCCUGCACAGUUGCUUGCGCCGUCGCCACGGAGACGAGAUGGAGGGUGUGUGCUUCCCGCGCAAGAAGCUUCGCAAGAACUUUGUGGCCGAAACCAUCGCCAAACGGAGCCGGGCGUUUGAGCAGUACCUGUCCCACCUGCACUCCCUGGCUGGCCUCCGGCGAUCACCUGUCUUCCUGGAGUUCUUCUACCUGGGCGACCUGAGGGCUGGGCAGAUGCUGAUACGUGUGGGCCGCUACCAGGAAGCCCUGGGUGCCUUAGUCAAUGCACUGAGGCUCCAGGAGAAACUGGGAUGUCAGCAGAUACUGCAGCAGCAACAGCAACAACAGCAGCAACACCAGCAACACCACCACCAGCACCAGCAGCAGCAGCAGCAGCAGCAGCAGCAGUACAGCCCGCAGGGUGUUCACUGGAUCUUCAACCUGUGUGCUCUCUUGAGCUGCUUCCAGGAGCUGGAUCAGCUGGAGGAGGCUCAGGAUCACUGUGACCGAGCCCUGAGGGACAUAGCCCCUUCCCAGGAGUCUUUGCAGCAGCGGCAGCAGCAACAGCAGCAGCAGCACUUCCACCCUCUGCUCAUCCCACUCUUGCAGUGCAACGUCAGGCUCUCUUGGAAGAUCUCCAAGGACAAACGACAGUGGGAGGCGCUACUCCUGGAGAUCCAGGACCUGGGAGUGGAUGUGGGGAAUCACCCGCCGCUCAAGGAGUACCUGAUCAAGGAGGUCCUGGAGGACAGCGAAGGGGACGCCAAGUCCAAAGUCAGAGGGGAUGACGUCACUUAAUCAUUUACUUGAAGGUGCACACUGUGUGAUUGCUGUGAGGGUGUGGAUUUUAAAGUGCAUUGUUGUCUUCAUUUCAAAGACUUCUACCUGCACACACUCCAGCAACUGAUUUUUACUGCGUGUACCCCAAACCUCUGAGGCCUUUUUCUGAGUGCUUUUGACAAGUGCAACAAUUAGAUAUGCUGGCUGCACGUUAUAUCAGUGAUGCUAUUUUCAAGUAGAUGCAGUCAAAUGUAGGCAAGUAUCAUUUCAAUAAACUUUGUCUUGUACAAAGCUAGAUUAUAUAUUUAGCUUUUUUUGCUUCUAAUUAUACUAGGUCACAAAGUCGUAAACAGCCUAGAUUUUGUUUUGUUGUUUCUGAGAAAGCAUACUUUUAUAAAAUCAGUUGUAAACAGUUUAAUUCUGAUUUAGAGGAAAAUGUGUAUCUAAGUGCUAUGAAUUCAACCCUUGACCCUUGAAAUAGGAGGCAUAAGUUAUUUUUAUAUCGGUGAAAAUCUGUUUGCCUGACUCAACCCUAUGAAACAUACUGCAAUUCAGUUUGAUUACCUGUGAAGGAACUUAAAGGGCCCAUAUUUAUUGAAAUCUUAAUAGUGAAAAAUAUUUCUGUCAUCGUUGUGUUUUGUGUUUACUUUGCUGUUUUGGUCAUUUUGUUUGUGUUGUCUUGGUGUUUUGACUGACUUGCACAUUUUUAAACACACUAUAUUGGAGCAUGCUGAUUUUACAGACCCGGCAUGUUCUGUUUGUUACAGUUUUUACUUUAGACUCAAAUGUAUGGCUUAACCUGUGGAACACGGAUGAUUUCCUUUCUUCACCGACCUUUCGAAGGAAAACUACCACUCAGUUUAUGAGUUCUCUUAAGUCUGUUUAGAUAUAGAUUUUUAUGGUGCAAAACUGAUCACUCCCAGAGACCUUUUAAAAAGUGCCUUUGCACAGGCCUGCCUUAUGUUUCUGAUGUGAGUGGAAGUCUAUUGUACGCUGCUCCCUUAAAUAUUUUAUACUAGACACUUGGAUGGAAUAUUUUCAUAUAGAAGUACUGUUUGAGAUGCAUGAAUGUGUGGAUUUGUAAAAGGGACUUGAUACUUUUAGAGGAAAUAAACGUUUCGAAAUAUG